Molecule: messenger RNA, 1070 nt
Organism: Ipomoea nil (Japanese morning glory)
Lineage: Eukaryota; Viridiplantae; Streptophyta; Magnoliopsida; Solanales; Convolvulaceae
Product: ethylene-responsive transcription factor TINY-like
Exons: 1
Coding region: 82-774 (230 amino acids)
Biological process (GO): regulation of DNA-templated transcription
Molecular function (GO): DNA-binding transcription factor activity; DNA binding
Source: RefSeq, a predicted model, not a curated record
UUGGGAUCAUUAUAUUUACAGGUAAAUAAUAAGGUAUAUAUAUAGAGCUAUAUAUAGUAGCUUAGCUUCUAAGUUGUAACAAUGGCGGAAGCAUCGUACUCGGGAACUGAGUUAACUGGCAGCAGCAAUAAUAACUCAUCAUGCACAGCGUUAUUAUCUCCGGCUGCUACUCAAACCUCAACCCCGAAUAGCCACCGAAAACGGCGCAGGGAAGACGGCAACAACGAUAACGGCGUGGCGUCGUCGUCGUACGUUGGAGUGAGAAUGCGGGCUUGGGGGAAAUGGGUGUCGGAAAUCCGGGAGCCCAAGAAGAAGUCUCGGAUCUGGCUCGGCACUUUCGCCACCGCCGAGAUGGCCGCCCGGGCCCACGACGUCGCCGCCGUCGCUGUUAAGGGCGACGCCGCCAACCUCAACUUCCCCGAACUGGCGGGGCUGUUGCCCCGUCCCGCCUCCUGCUCCCCGCAAGACGUCCGAGCCGCCGCCAUUAAAGCCGCCCGCAUGGACCACCUCCUCAGCCGCGACCCGGAGCCUGCUUCUUCUUCUUCUUCUUCGUCGUCGAUCAUCACUGCGGCGGAGACAGCAGCCUCGCCGAGCCAGGACGAGCUGGGAGAGAUUGUGGAGCUGCCGGAGCUGGCGGCGGACACUAGCUACGACUUCGUCUUCCCCGACUGGGACGGCUGGGACCCGUGGCCGUGCAGCGGCGAAUAUUACGGCGAAAUCGUGUUCGACACUCUUCUUUCUGGCGACUUCGGAAACUUUCUGUGGCAGCACUGAAAGAAUCCCAGAAUCAAAUGGCGUGUCUGCAAAUUUUCUCAAGGACCUUUUCUCUAAUUCUCGAAACUUUUGGGGCUUAAAUUCAAACUCUAUCUUUUCUCCGUACCUAUUCUCAAAGCAUUAGCCUGCAGCUUGGGUUGGCAAUAUACCUUUCUUCCAUCCCAAGAACUUGUUACCAGUAGCAUCACGUUACUGUCUAUUUUUAGUUUUUCCGGUUAAAUUUUGUAAUUGAGGAUUAAAUUUGUGACUUCUUAUAUAAGUCAAUAUUACUGUAUGUAACAUUUUGUCAUCGUGUU